AUGGCGUUCAACGAUGACUUUCUAAGACGUGAAAGUGAACUCGUUGCUAUAAAAGAACUCAUUGUGGAACCCUGGAAGCACUUACCCACCCUGACGCGCUGGACCAACAACACGACCGCCUCCACCCCGCCCGACCUCGCUCUCUCUGCGGACUGGGAGCUGAUCUACGCCCUGGUCCCUCCGUACAUCUUCACCAUCUCCGCCCUGGGCCUCCUCUUCAACAGCUUCGUCCUGGCGGUCUUCCUCGCCACCAGAGACCACCUCACCGUCGCCGAGAUCUACCUGAGCAACCUCGUGCUCGCCGACUUCCUCCUCAUGUGCUGCUUGCCGUUCUGGGCCAUGAACAUCCUCGCCGAGUUCAACUGGCCCUACGGCGACGCUCUGUGCAAGACCGUCAACUCCAUCAUCGUGGUCAACUUGUACGUAAGCAUCCUCACGCUGGUCAUGAUUAGCGUGGAUCGUUAUUUGGCGCUGGUGAAGACUAUGAAAGCGCUGUGGCUACGACGAACGCUUUACGCCAAAAUAAUCUGCUUCGUGUUGUGGGCGGUCGCGGUUUUGCUCAGUCUUCCGAUGCUGAUCCACAGGAAGGUCAUGUACGUCGAACAACUGGAGACACUUUCAUGUGUCCUUGACUACGAACAUGAAAGUUCUUGGAAGCUGGCCCAUCAGAUCCUCAUGAACUUGGCCGGUUUCGCACUUCCACUUCUGGUCAUUGUUUUUUGCAGCGCCAACAUAAUCAGAUCGUUAUCGAAGAGGAGGACGAUGGCUUUCCAGGAUGUCAGUGACAAGAAGGCCACCGCUUUGGUCUACGCGGUCACUCUGGUUUUUCUAUUUUCCUGGAGUCCAUUUCAGAUCUUCACUUUCUUGGAUGUUCUUUGCGAUCUGAACGUGCUAGAAGAGGCGAAGUGGUACCACGCGCUGGAUAUAGGAGGGCAGGUGUCGGUGUAUCUGGCGUUUCUCAACAGCGUGCUCAAUCCGCUGCUCUACGUGUGCUCAGGGCAGUACUUCAGAAGGAAGGUUCGCGCCAUCUGCAGGCGGAGCAGGAGAGGCAGGAGGGGGUCGGACAUGACCGUGUACCAGAGGUCGGUCAUAUCCACGUACCUCAACAGAACGGAGCAGAUCAAACCCGUGGUGCUGUACACAAAGGAACAUCUGUGA
Boleophthalmus pectinirostris (great blue-spotted mudskipper) is the source of this 1158-nucleotide messenger RNA. RefSeq names its product bradykinin receptor B1 (gene bdkrb1). The transcript has 2 exons. Bases 1 to 1158 code for a protein of 385 amino acids. Gene Ontology annotation, cellular component: membrane. Gene Ontology annotation, molecular function: bradykinin receptor activity. The record is from RefSeq and is a predicted model, not a curated record. Lineage: Eukaryota; Metazoa; Chordata; Actinopteri; Gobiiformes; Gobiidae. Gene Ontology annotation, biological process: neutrophil chemotaxis; immune response; G protein-coupled receptor signaling pathway.